Messenger RNA from Ostrea edulis (European flat oyster), 4234 nucleotides. RefSeq lists its product as uncharacterized. The record is from RefSeq and is a predicted model, not a curated record. Gene Ontology annotation, molecular function: tumor necrosis factor receptor binding. Gene Ontology annotation, cellular component: membrane. Lineage: Eukaryota; Metazoa; Mollusca; Bivalvia; Ostreida; Ostreidae. Gene Ontology annotation, biological process: immune response. The transcript is spliced from 3 exons. The coding region runs from base 2860 to 3696 and encodes 278 amino acids.
ACUGCAGUGGUUUCAAUACAGAAUUCUGAACAAAAUUUUAGCUUCAAACUCAUACUUAUUCAAAAUCAAAAUUAGAGAUGAUAAGAAUUGUACAUUCUGUCAGAUAGAAGAAGAAACAAUUGAACAUUUGUUUUGGGAAUGUGAUAGUGUUCAGCAUUUCUUAAGAGAAUUUGAAGUUUGUUUUGAACAUAAGACCAAUCUUCAAAUAUCAAUAACAAAAAAUAAUUUUAUUUUUGGAUUUUUGGAUGAAAAGAAAACUAUACAAAAUAAUCUUGUUCUUUGGCUGAAAUAUUAUAUCUAUACUAUGAGGUGUAAAGGGAAGACACUGAAUGUAAAUGUUGCGAUAUCGAUAAUGAAUACAUUUUAUGAAACUCAAAGACAUAUUGCAUAUAAAAAUGGUGAAAAAGAUUAGUUUGACACCUGCUGGAAUCAAUUAUUUCAUUGAGUGUUUGUUUGUUGUUGUUGUUUAUUUUUUAUAUAUAUAUAUAUAUAUUUUUUUUUAUAAAUUUCAAUAUAUAUGUACCUUUUUAAAAUAUAUUAAAUAAUGACUGAAUUCAUCUCUCUCUCUCUCUCUCUCUCUCUCUCUCUCUCUCUCUCUCUCUCUCUCUCUCUCUCAGAAAAUAAUAUAUACAUACACCUUUGAUAGUUUCUUAUAAACAUUUUGUACAAGUUUCUUUGCAGAAUGUAUGUAUAUAUUAUGUAUGUAUGUAUGUUUUAAAAAAUAUAUAUAAAAAACAAAAACAAAUUCGUUUCUAUUCAAAAUUUAAAAAGUAAAUUGUAAAAUGUGUACGUUUUGUCACAGAGAGGAAGAGACAAUAGAACAUAUACUGUGGGAAUGUGAUUGUGUUCAAGCAUUCCUAGAUGAGUUUCAACUUUACAUAGCAGAUAAAACAAACUUUCAUAUAGUUUUUACCAAAAAAUAUUUUAUUUUAGGUACUCCUGGUAAAACGUUUUGUAUGCAAAAUACUCUUAUCCUUUGGUUGAAAUACUAUAUUUAUACAGCAAGAUGUACUGAGAAAUCAUUGAACAUUCGUUUUGCAAUAUCCUACUUAAAACUCUUUUAUGAAACACAAAAAUUCCUAUUUUACAAAAAUUGUGAUAGCGAAAAAUUUGAUACCCAGUGGAACAGAUGGAACCUGAUCUCUCUCUCUCUCUCUCUCUCUCUCUCUCUCUCUCUCUCUCUCUCUCUGUGUGUCUCUCUCGCAUAUAAAAAAAAAAUUGUCUGUAUUCCUACAUGAUCCUUGGUAUGCAUAUAUUGAACAUAUAUUAUGAUAUAUACAGAUUGUUUACAAAAAAAGUUUCUUUCUUUUUCUUUUGUUGGUGUGGGGAACGUCGGAUAUCUCCGUUGGUGGAGGCCUAGAUGUGAUAGGUUUGUGGGGUGUUUAACCUAAGUUUAGCGUAGGGUAGGGGUUUGAGGUAAGUAGGUUUACCGUCUUCAAAAUGCUCUGAGCAUAUCCAUGAAUCUUCUUUAGGUCUGCAGUUUUGUGACCCAUUCUUUCUGUUCACAAUGCUUGUCCAUUUCUGCCGUGCAUAAUUGUCUUUUAAUUCAGUUGGAAAAGGAUAGAGGUGAAAAUGUGGUUCACAAAUGCAAGAACCUAAUCCAUAAUUAAUGUGGAGGAUUUCACAUAUCUGUUAUUUCCAUUUUGUAAUUUUGGUUGCAUUAUUGUGCAGAAGUUAAAAGUACAACAUCUGGUGGACAUUAUCGUCAAUAUUUGAAAUUCAACUUCAGAAUUGUAAACGUCAUGCAGACUUUAAAAGUCAAUAAAGUUCAGAAUAUAAAAGCAACAUGAAAUCAACGACAUUACCCAAUAACUCUGUAUGUCCUGAAAAAAUGUUAAAUGGCAGAUGUUCUUCAUUUUAGAUGUAAAAUAUAAUUUUAAUAGAUGUUCGAGAGCGUGGCUCAACGACGUAUUAUUAGUAUAUUCGAAAUAUCGCGUUUACAUACUGAAAAACACAAUAUUUUUUUUAAUGGAAUAAGGCUUGUUAAAGAUUAAAAACAAGAAUUCUUACGUGAUAUAUCAAUUUGUGAUAGAUUUUAUAGGUUGGUGCGCAAGUAUUACGCAGCGAUUUGGCUUUAAUUCGUCGCUCUGAUUUCUCGUCGACGAUUUGUUUACAUCGUUUAACCUUUGACCGGGACCGCUUAUGUCGCGCUUUCCGUAAGUGUUGGUAGGAGUAUAUGUAGCACAUUAAUUCAUUUGUUUGUAUUGCUCAUAAAGAGGUUAAUGAAAAAAAUCACUAGGUGAAUGGAUUGCUCCACUCCAAGAAGGUGAUUUGUUGUACAGCCAUGUAGUUUUAUGCUAUCAUUCAUAUCUUCAUCUAGAUUCUACAUGAUUUGUCUAAUCAUUUCUACCUUCAAGAUCAAUGAACACAUGUACCAAUAUCGAAUGGUUGGUAUGAUAUAUGGCUGGAUUUGAAGACAGUGGUCCUUUCCUUACUCUCAGAUGUCUAAUUAAUAUGUCAUAAUCAAGGCAUUAAAGAAACAAAAAGAAAGCUGAAUGUGAAGAAGAAGAAAAAUGAUCACCGGCGCUAUUUGGAAACCCCUCUACAUCUAUAUUUAACUUGCUACCUUGAAAACAAAACGAAAGUAUACAGCUAUUGAGUCAGCCCGAGUUAAAACUAAAAUUAGUUUCAGCAGAAUCGUAAAUACAUAUGAUUAUCUAUAUAAAAAACAUUGUAACAUAGAAUAUGGAUGAUAACUUUAUCGAUUGUUAAAAUGUGUUUUAGGCAUUUAAACAAAAUAAAUACCGGCGCUAUUUAUAAAUCUCGUUUUCUGAAAACAACAUUACUACAAUCUAGGUCAGUGUUUUUCGAAAAUGCACAACAUAACGUUCAAUUCAAAAUCUGAUAAAUGCAGCAAACAUGAAAUGCAAAGUGUGUGUUUUGCGUGCGAGGGGAUUUCUUUAUAUAUCUGUGGGAGCAAAUGCAAUACUUGUAACCGUGUUAGUGAUUUUGUACAUUUCUCAAAAUCAUAUCAUCCGAAAAAAUAAUGAUUUGACGCAAACUUCAGAGAGAAGAAAAGCCGAAUAUCAGACUGGGCAUUCUGACGUGCGUGUGUCAGUGGAGGAUGACACUGUGUGUUUGGGGUGUGAUUAUUUGGGGAAAGACGUUACAGUUGAACAGACACUGUACAGCAACAUGACCUACUCUGAUUGUGGAGCACGAUUAUGUUGUUUGAGAGACAGGGGCAUAGCUAGACUUCUAAGACAGAUGCUGAACAUGGAAGAAUCCGAUUCACAUCAUGACGAUUUAAAGUCUCUGUCAUGGUGGAGAAAAAGACCGAAUUCGGCACACUUGUAUCUGAAGGACUGGGACCGAAGUCGUCUGCAUUGGACAGAUAGAGAUCGAACUGGAUCUGCCUUCUCAAACCUCGAAAUCAAAGACAGCAACAAACUCAUCAUUAAAGAACAAGGAACUUACUUUGUAUAUGCCGCUAUUUUGUUUGAAUUUGGACUUAUUGAUAAAGUUCCACAAGUCUAUUAUAAUAUCAGCAGUUAUUUCCCUCCUGUUCCUAACUUCCCGCCUUUUCUUGUAAUGGGUAAGUAUGGCGGAUCUAAAUUCUCGGACAGGCGACAUACGGGCUAUUUGAGUGGAAUUGUUGAGCUCUAUCAAGGCCAUCAAAUAUCCGUAUCUGUCAAUGACCAUAGGUUCAUAGACUCCUCACCUUAUGGGAAUUACUUUGGCCUUAUCAAACUUUAAAACUCAAGAAAAAAAAAAGUUUUCCAAAUAUGGUUUGAAGUUUGCAGUGUAGUUUACACAUAUUACUACUGAUCUGUUCUUGCGUGUAUACACACAUUUUUUACAUUAGUAUUGUAAAAAAAUAAUAAUAAAUACUCAACUAUAUGUGCUCUAUAUCAUUUACGAGCAUGAUUCCAAGUGGAAUGUGAUGGGAAGUUGCGUUAAUUAAUGUCGACAGUAUUGGUACAUUUGCCACCCCUCCCUUCCAUGGACGGACCAAUUUUGAAGUAAGAUUGAAGAUCUAUUGUUAUUGUGAUUGAAAGACGUUUCCUUAAGAUUGAAUUUCGUUGAAACAAAUACACUCUGUAUUGUGAAAUUACAUCUCUCUGACAUACUGUUGACCGGAAAGCUGGACAUUGGACGGGAUUUUAAAAACUGUUUUAUGGUACUCGCAGAAUGGUUGAAAAACCUGUAUAGAUAGAAAUGUAUACUAUUUUAUAUGAUCCUCAAAAUUUGUAGAUAUGAAUGAUUUGUAGAAUAAAAUAACUGCUAAAUUCUA